Molecule: messenger RNA, 3252 nt
Organism: Molossus molossus (Pallas's mastiff bat)
Lineage: Eukaryota; Metazoa; Chordata; Mammalia; Chiroptera; Molossidae
Gene: TFRC
Product: transferrin receptor
Exons: 19
Coding region: 76-2376 (766 amino acids)
Biological process (GO): transferrin transport; intracellular iron ion homeostasis
Cellular component (GO): external side of plasma membrane
Molecular function (GO): transferrin receptor activity
Source: RefSeq, a predicted model, not a curated record
GGCAGCGUCGGCCGGCGGAGGUCUGGAGAAGGCGGACGGAGGAGGCUCGGGGGCUCUUCUGUGUGGCAGCUCAGAAUGAUGGAUCAAGCCAGAUCAGCAUUCUCUAACUUGUUUGGUGGAGAACCAUUGUCAUAUACCCGGUUUAGUCUCGCGCGGCAAGUAGAUGGUGAUAACAGUCAUGUGGAGAUGAAACUGGCUGCAGACGAAGAAGAUGUUGACAAUAACACAAGGGGUAAUUGUGCCCAUGUUGCAAAACCAAAAAGAUUUAAUGGACUUAUCUGCUAUGGGACUAUUGCUGUAAUCAUCUUUUUCUUGAUAGGAUUUAUGAUUGGCUACUUGGGCUAUUGUAAACGUGUAGAACCAAAAGCUGAAUGUGAGACAGCAGAGUCUCCGGAGAUAGAUGAAACAGAAGAGUACUUCCCUGAAGGACCUUCCCGCUUAUUUUGGACAGACCUGAAAACAAUGUUUUCAGAUAAACUGAAUACUGCAGAGUUCACCAAAAGAAUCAGUGACCAUUUUUCCUCCAGGCAGCUGAAUGAAAAUUCUUAUGUCCCUCGUGAGGCUGGAUCUCGAGGGGAUGAAAGCCUUGCUUUUUAUCUUGAAGAUCAAUUCCGUAAACUUAAACUUAGCAAAGUUUGGCAUGAUGAACAUUUUGUUAAGAUUCAGGUCAAAGGCAGUGCUCCAAACUCAGUGACCAUGGUGGAUUCAGCCACUGGUGGGGUAUACCUGGUGGAGAACCCUCAGGGUUACGUGGCAUAUAGUAAGGCAACGACAGUUACUGGUAAACUGGUCCAUGCUAAUUUUGGCACUAAACAAGACUUUGAGGGGUUGAACAAUCCUGUGAAUGGCUCUUUAGUGAUUGUUAGAGCAGGGAAAAUCACUUUUGCUGAAAAGGUGGCAAAUGCUCAAAGUUUAAAUGCAAUUGGUGUUUUGAUCUACAUGGAUAAUACUAAAUUUCCCAUUGUUGAUGCAAAUGUUCCAGCCUUUGGACACGCUCAUCUGGGAACAGGUGACCCUUAUACGCCGGGAUUCCCUUCUUUCAAUCACACUCAGUUUCCACCAUCUCAGUCAUCAGGAUUGCCUAAUAUACCUGUCCAAACAAUUUCCAGAGCUGGUGCAGAGCAACUGUUUGGAAAUAUGGAAGGAGACUGUCCUUCUUAUUGGAAAACAGAUACUUCAUGUAGGCUAGUAACCUCACAGAAUAGGUCUGUGAGACUCUCUGUGAACAAUAUGCUGAAAGAAAUAAGAAUUUUAAAUGUCUUUGGUGUUAUUAAAGGCUUUGAAGAACCAGAUCGCUAUGUUGUAGUAGGGGCCCAGAGGGAUGCCUGGGGUCCUGGAGCUGCAAAAUCCAGUGUGGGAACAGCUCUUCUGUUGGAACUUGCCCAGAUAUUCUCUAACAUGGUCUUAAAAGACGGGUUUAAACCCAGCAGAAGCAUUGUCUUUGCCAGCUGGAGUGCUGGAGACUUCGGAGCUAUUGGUGCCACUGAAUGGCUAGAGGGAUACCUUUCUUCCUUGUAUUUAAAGGCUUUCACUUACAUUAAUCUGGAUAAAGUUGUUCUUGGUACCAGCAACUUCAAGGUUUCUGCCAGCCCAUUGUUGUAUUCACUUAUUGAGAAAACAAUGAAAGACGUGAAACAUCCCAUUACUGGGCUUUCUCUAUAUCGGGAUAGCAACUGGAUCAACAAAGUUGAGAAACUUUCUUUUGAUAAUGCUGCUUUCCCUUUCCUUGCGUAUUCUGGAAUCCCAGCAGUUUCUUUCUCUUUUUGUGAGGACAGAGACUAUCCGUAUUUAGGUACUACCCAGGAUACCUAUAAUGCCCUGAUUCGGGAAGUCCCUGAGUUGGACAAAAUGGCACGGGCAGCGGCAGAAGUGGCUGGUCAGCUCAUGAUUAAACUUACCCAUGAUGUUGAAUUGAACCUGAACUAUGAUAUGUAUAAUGAAAAAAUACUUGCAUUUGUGAGGGAUGUGAACCAAUUCAGAACAGACAUAAAGGAGAUGGGUCUGAACCUACAGUGGCUAUAUUCUGCUCGUGGAGACUUUUUUCGUGCAACCUCCAGUCUAACAACAGAUUAUAAGAAUGCAGAGAGAACAGACAGAUUUGUCAUGAGGGAAAUCAAUGACCGUAUCAUGAAAGUGGAAUAUCACUUCCUCUCGCCCUAUGUAUCUCCAAGAGAUUCUCCUUUCCGACACAUCUUCUGGGGCUCUGGCUCCCACACUGUGUCAGCUUUACUAGAGCACUUAAAGCUGCGUCGAAAAAAUAACGGUGCUUUCAAUGAAACGCUGUUGAGAAACCAGCUGGCUUUAGCAACUUGGACUAUUCAGGGAGCUGCAAAUGCUCUCUCUGGUGACAUUUGGGACAUUGACAAUGAGUUUUAAAUGUAAUACCCAUAACUUAGGGGAGUUAUAACUUGUCCUGGUUGUGCUAAAUUUUCAGUAGGGCUACAAAACCUAAUAUUGUUGAAGUUCUACCCAUCAUCUUGGUACUACUAGAUGUCUUUAGGCAGCAGCUUUUAAAACAGGGUGGGUACCUGCAUUUCAAGUUAAAGUGAAUAACCACUGAAAAAUGUUCAUGGUAGGACAUUUUCUCUAGAAUUUUAAGUGCUUUGGAAUGGUAACUGCCUCUUUUCUGUUAGUUAUGGGGGGGAAAAAAGUCAAAACCAAUUAAGUGAAUUAUUUCUAAAUCUUGAGGACAUGAACUGGUAUCUUAAGUGGGAGGGGGAAAGUGAUGUCUGCUGAAGGUUAAAAGUGGUAGCUUAGUGUGAUCCUCCAUCUUCAUUUGAUGCUAAGAUAGCAGAUACCAGGUUGUAAGACCUUAUCCUCCAAACGAGAUAUAUGCCUUCUUUAAGUAUUUAGCUGGUUUCCACAUCCCUGAACGAAACAGUUAACUUUCAGAAGAGAUGGGACUUGUUUUCUUACCAUCCAGGUCUGAAAUAGAGGUCCUUUAGCUGGAUAAAAUAGGGUUCAACUGUUUAUCGCAGGAGCAAGGCCUUAAUUUGUUAACCUCAAGAUCAUUUAUGAAGAGAGGAGACCAGAAGCCAAAGACCUAGUAUAUUUUCUUUCCCUCUGUCCCCUCCCCCAUAAGCCUUUGUGUAGUAUUUUGUUGGUUUUUUUCCCCAAGACAUUUUGAAAGAGAACCAGUUUUAGGUGUUUAGUUUUCAAACUCAGUUUGUCAGACUUUAGAGAAUACACUGCCAAAUUUUGGUCCAGGUGUUAAUUUUUUGGAAAAGUUUUCUAUCAUUUUGGCUCUGAGAU